AUGGGCGGCCAGAAAGUUGUCACAGGCUCAUUUGUAGCGCAUAUCGUGCCCAUGCGGCCUACGGAGAUUGGUAGUCUAUGCAAAGGCACAGUACAAACGGCGGGGAAUGAUUGCACGCAUAAGCAGUUCAAUGGAAACUUGAACCAGCUUGAGGACCAGCAAAAUGGGAAUCCAUCUCUUCUAUAG
Messenger RNA from Histoplasma mississippiense, 186 nucleotides. RefSeq lists its product with no specific name. The transcript has 3 exons. Lineage: Eukaryota; Fungi; Ascomycota; Eurotiomycetes; Onygenales; Ajellomycetaceae. Bases 1 to 186 code for a protein of 61 amino acids. The record is from RefSeq and is a predicted model, not a curated record.